This is a messenger RNA of Nannizzia gypsea CBS 118893, 1569 nucleotides long. RefSeq names its product molybdenum cofactor sulfurase. Lineage: Eukaryota; Fungi; Ascomycota; Eurotiomycetes; Onygenales; Arthrodermataceae. The record is from RefSeq and is a predicted model, not a curated record. Bases 1 to 1569 code for a protein of 522 amino acids. The transcript has a single exon.
AUGGCCGCCUCCUCAUCCUCAAGUCUGAUAUGUCUCCCUCUAGACCGUUAUUUGGAGAAGUUCGAACUGGCCCGACGGCGCUUAAUCGUCAAUCAUAGAGUCGCCCGUGCUCUCCGAAAGGCUGAGAAGGCAUUCCGCAAGGCCAAUCCAACGUACGCAGAGACCCUUCGAUUGGACCAUAUACGCCAGAUCGACUAUCCAGUCCUGGACAAAGAAGAACGAAUAUACCUGGAUUAUGCCGGCUCUGGUAUACACGGCGAAUCACAGCUGCAGCGUCACUUUGAACUACUGCGAAGCAAUGUCUUUGGCAACCCGCACUCAAUCAACCCGACCUCAAGCGCCAUCACUAAGUUGGACGAGCAGGCCAGGGCCAGAGUGCUGUCCUUCUUCAGGGCAGAUCCAGCAGAAUAUAUCGUCAUAUUCACCGUUAACACAUCCAAUGCCUUCAAACUGAUCGGAGAAGCCUACCCUUUCACUGAGGGAGGUGAACUGCUUCUGCUCAACGAUAAUCAGCCUGCCGUGAUAGGGCUGCAAGACUUUGCCAGGAGACGGGGCGCGGCUGUCUCAUAUCUACCCGUCAAACAACCCGAGCUACGAUGCGACGACGACGCGGUAAAGGCUGCUCUGAAACGCAAGGAAUCCAUUGACGAGACCCCCGCCCGUCUAUUCGCUUUUCCCGCGCAGUCGAACUUUACUGGUGUCCAGCAUCCUUUGGAGUGGAUUGCCGAUGCUCAGGAGCAGGGAUGGCAUGUCUUGCUAGACGCUGACAACUAUGCUCCUACAAACGUACUCAACCUCUCCCGCUGGCACCCGGACUUUGUCAGCGUAUCCUUCUACAAAAUGUUCGGCCAUCCAUCUAGCGUCGGUGCAGUCCUGGCUCGCAGGGAGGCCUUUGCUAAACUAGGCCGUCCCUGGUUUGCCGGAGGUACUGUCUGGGGCAGUUCAGUCCAGGCAAACGGACAUAUGUUGCUCGGCGGCAACGAAGGUUUCGAAGACGGUACUAUCAACUUCCUUUCCCUUCCUGCAAUCCGCAUCGGCCUCAAUCAUAUAGCUGGUAUAGGCAUGCAAGCCAUUCAUGCUCGCGUUAGCUGUCUUACCAACUGGCUGCUCAAAGAACUCAGCGGCCUAACCCACACCAACGGUGAGCCGCUGGUGGUAAUAUACGGCCCGUAUACCUCUGACCUGCCCCGUGGCGGUAUAAUCGCCCUCAACUUCGUCGACAUGAAGGGGUGUUUGGUUGAUGAAGGAAUAGUUGCUCGCCGGGCCGCUGCACGCAAUAUAACACUGCACGUCGGUUCUGCCCUUCAGCCAAACACAGAACCUUCUGCUGCCGUUGAGUCAGACUCACCGGAUGCUAUACAAGUAUCCCGUGAAAGCCAGGCCAGCGAGAAAACCACAGGAAGGAGAAGGGAGAGCGAGACAUCCUUUACUGAUGUCGGCUUGCCCAGUCGUGGUUUCGUUCGCAUCUCCCUGGGCCUCGCAUCUAAUUUCGCUGAUGCCUUUAAAUUUGUUCAGUUUGCGUCUACUUUCCUUGACACCAUUCCUGUUGACGAUGCCAGCACUCCUUAA